GAAAGUUGUUGAUCCCCUAGUGACCACUGUCUGUAAGUACACGUUGGAACUAGACCCGGAAGCAGCGUGUACACUGCUGAAACCAAGGAGACAGCAUGGCGGAAUACACAGAUCACGACGGCGGGGCAGGGGACGAUGUGCCCGAUCUCUCAGACAGUGAUAAUGAGGAACAGUGGCAGUGGAUGGAGGCCAAUGACAACAUCGUUCAAGUUACUUGCUUAUUCUGUGACAAGAUGUCAAAUUCUGGACCAGAAACACUACAACACUGCCUAGUGGAGCAUCAAGUCGACCUUGUAGAAGUGGUUAAGAAACACAAAUUAGAUGACUAUGGCUACAUCAAGAUGAUAAACUACAUACGAACAGAGAAGUGCAGUGGGCAGAGCUUGUCUACGCUGCCUGAGUGUUCUAUUCCCUGGGAGAGUGAUGAGUACAUGAGGCCAGCUUUACAGGAUGACCCCUUACUGCAGAUAGAUCUGGAAGAACUGUGUGAGGGGAAGGGGAUUUUGGCUGGCCCCUCUACUGGGGGCCAGUGUGAAGCCAGCCGCUCCUCUGAUGCUCUUCUGCAGAGGGCCCAGGCUGCAGAGGAGAGGGCCCAGCGUACAGAGGAGGCGCUGGCCAGAGCCAUGGACGACCUACACAAACUCAAGUUGCUGGCCCAGGGUCUAGUAUUGAAUGCGGAUGUGGGUCGGGGCACCGGGUCCUUGGGCGCCGUGGCUGAGCUCCGGGAGGACGAGGAUGAGGCCUACUUCAGCUCAUAUGGCCACUACAGCAUCCAUGAGGAGAUGCUUAAGGAUAAAGUGCGCACAGAAAGCUACAGGGACUUCAUGUACCUUAACCCGGAAGUGUUCAAGGACAAGGUGGUGCUAGAUGUGGGCUGUGGGACGGGCAUCCUUUCUAUGUUCGCCGCCAGAGCGGGAGCCAAGAUGGUCAUUGGGGUGGACCAAUCAGAAAUCAUCUACCAGGCCAUGGACAUUGUCAGGUCGAACCAGCUGCAGGACAGGGUCACUCUGAUAAAGGGCAGGAUAGAGGAAGUCAAACUGCCCGUUGAGAAGGUGGACAUCAUCAUCUCAGAAUGGAUGGGUUACUUCCUGCUGUUUGAGUCAAUGCUGGAUUCGGUUCUCUAUGCCAGAGACCUCUACCUGGCCGAGGGGGGCUCAGUCUACCCUGAUCGUUGCACCAUCAGCCUGGCGGCAGUGGGCGACACGGAGAAGCACCAGGACCGCAUUGCAUUCUGGGAUGACGUAUACGGGUUCAAGAUGGCGUGCAUGAAGAGGGCCGUGGUGCCAGAGGCCGUGGUGCAGGUCCUCAAACCAGACACGCUCAUCUCUCAACCUGCAGUCAUACAGGGGAUCGAUUGUAACGCAGUGUCUCUCUCUGAGCUGGAGUUUGCAUCAGACUUCUGCCUAAAGAUAACAGACAGCACGGACUGCACGGCCAUCGUGGGCUACUUUGACAUUUUCUUCGACAGAGACUGCGGCAACAAGGUGAUGUUCUCCACAGGACCACAGGUCACCAAGACGCAUUGGAAGCAGACAGUAUUCCUGCUAGAAAAUCCCAUCCCUGUACAAGCAGGGGAGGAGCUUCAUGGACGGAUCACCGUACGCAAAAACAAAAAGGACCCCCGCUCGCUGUUCAUCACCUUUGACCUCCAUGACAUGAAGCAGACCUACAGCCUGCAGUGAGUUCUCUGAUCACAUGACUACGAUCAUCAAUAGUGUGGCUGAACUGAAAUAUUCCCCAGACUUUGCCAAAACAAUUAGUAUUAUUAUGGUUGUUAUUAUGAAAUGUUGAACUCUUAUGGAAUCAGAAACAGCUUAUCUUCAUAUGGAGCAGUAAAUGUAGAUAAUAUAGGGAUUCGUUUAAAAAUAAAUUUAAAGUUAGACUGACAGAGUGGUGAGACAGGGAGAGUAUGAAGUGUGCUUGAACAACAAGCUGUGGAGUUCACUGCAUUUUUAAUGCCAUACCUGUUAAUAAACACAUUCCCUCA
This is a messenger RNA of Oncorhynchus kisutch (coho salmon), 1987 nucleotides long. It is a transcript of the gene prmt3, whose product is annotated as protein arginine methyltransferase 3. Gene Ontology annotation, molecular function: protein-arginine N-methyltransferase activity; histone methyltransferase activity. Bases 96 to 1682 code for a protein of 528 amino acids. The record is from RefSeq and is a predicted model, not a curated record. Gene Ontology annotation, biological process: peptidyl-arginine methylation, to asymmetrical-dimethyl arginine; chromatin remodeling. The transcript has 16 exons. Gene Ontology annotation, cellular component: nucleus. NCBI's taxonomy places the organism in Eukaryota, Metazoa, Chordata, Actinopteri, Salmoniformes, Salmonidae.